UAUCGAUAAAGUGCAUUUGCUAGAAGAAGAAGAAGAUGGGUGGAAAGACAAAACAAGCGCCGCGAACUAAAAAUAAUGCAAAACCGUCGAGCAGCAGUCGGACUGCGGAGCUGCUGGGAACCACGCCAAUCUUCGUGGGCUUCUCGGCGCAAGCGGAUGGCGGUGGCCUGGUGCCGUUCGCUCCGGGAUUCGCCAGCGCCGAGCAGAUGCCGGACAGCUUCGACGCGGCCAUCAGUCCGCAGACGCAGAUCAUCCUUCGCAAACUUUCUAAGAAGGACCCGAUGACCAAGAAGAAGGCGCUGCAUGAACUCCAGGAACUCAUCGAGCAGUCUGACGUGGAGACCUUGAAGAGCAUUCUGCCCCUGUGGCCCAAGUACUACUUGAGUCUGGCCAGUGACCCCGAGCACAAUGUCCGGGAGCUGACGCAGACGGUGCUGCAGCUGCUCAUGGCCAAGUGCAAGAAGGCUAUGGCCCCAUACCUCAAGUUGCUGGUUCCCGUCUGGUUAGGCAGUCGCUUCGAUACCUACGCUCCGGCCGCCAGCAUUGCGGGCCAAUCUUUUAGGGAGACCUUCGCCGGCAGUGCGAAUCGCACCAGGGAAGUGUGCAUGCACUGCCAGCUGGAGAUCUUGGAGUACGUCACCCGCAAUCUUACCUUUCACACCGCAGCAACGCUCUCCAUCGGGAAGAGUCUCACGACAGAGGAGGCGGAACAGAAGUACCAGCGUGUUGUUAUCAGCAGCAUGAAGGUUUUGUCCUUCUUCCUGGAACAAACGGCACAGACGGAGGACCUCAGCCAAGUAAAGGAGGGAUUCAGCACGCUGGUGGCGCACCAAAAAUUCUGGAGCUUUGCAAAGCACAAAAUACCGGCCAUAAAAGCAGCUUGGUUUGAGUGCAUCUACCAUGUCCUGUCGUCGGUUGCCCUUUUGGAUGUGAUAUCUCCGCAAAAGGCGCAGUUGAUUACGCUCUGCUUCCAGUUCAUAGACGACGCCGACCCUGUGGUAGCUCCUCACAUUUGGGGCUGCAUCUUGCUCCUUCAAAAUAACUACGAGGAUUGGUUCGUUCCCCUCAACAUUCGGAAAGCCCUCCUUCCAAAACUGUCGUCUCUGCUUCGGAAUGGUUUCAAUCGCAAUGCCCAGGCCAUCUGUCCAAACAUCCUACCGUUUCUGUCCAAGAUAACACCUACUGCCCUACAGGAUCUAGAUAUUUACGAGUUUUAUCAACGCUUUUUUGACGACAUAAAGCUGGCCGUUACUGGCAAGUUCGAUCCUCCACUUUCCAAGUCGGAUUGUACAGUAGUCCACAAUACCUAUUUCGAGUGCUUGCGAUUCCUGAUCCAGCAGAUCAACAACUGCAAGAAGCGAGAGCCGAGAGAGCAGGAAUUCGCUGAGGGAUUGCUCCAAAACAAUGUACUCGAACCCAUUGGCUGGCUGUUGAAAAGCGAGAGCGCACAUGUGAAAAACUUCUUCCAGCACAGCUCAGCGCUGGUUGCCUUCUGGGACAGACAGAUCAACAAUGGCCUGGACAAUGGUGGGCUUUACGCCAAGUUGCUCAAUCAGUUCUGGACGCGCAUCUUUGAAUUGGUCACCCAGGAUCUGGCGGCUGAGGAGGUGAACGAGCAGCUACUCUCGCAUGUCUUGCUUCUCGUGCACGAUCUGCACAUGGCCAAUCCUAGCCUAGAGUCUCCUAGUGUAAAGUUUGUGGAGGAACUGGAAGGAAAGGUAGAGAAAAGUGAGCCUACCACACCGGUGAAAAAGGCUCAGGAAGCAGCAGCGUUUAUACAGAAGGAACUGAAGCAAUUGGUUGUGAAGCUUGUGCGGAUCUGCCUGGACAAAGCCAGUGGCAGUUCUUCCUCUCGUUAUGUUGAGCAAAUUCGCACUCUUACGAAAAUGUUUAUGGAUGUCCCGUUCUACAAGAGUCUAACAGAUCGCGGGGACCUACAUGGAGCGCUCGAUAAAUUUGUUUCCCUGCUGGAUUCCUUAAAUGACGAGGCCCGCGAAUCAGUUGUUGAGAUCGUUUUUGAAAUUCUGCUUCUAUUAGAACCAGAACAGCGUUUUGAAUAUAUUGAAAACACUCUGUUAAAGCUUCAACAGCAUCGAGUACAGAGCCUUCUGCUUCAUCGCCUGCUUUCCUAUCCUCUUUGCCGGGAGCCCGCCGUAAGACAGAUGCUCAGUUGUUCGGAUACUGGUAGCGUGAUUGCUCGGAUAGCCGACGAGGUUGUGGUUGAUAAUGAUCGGGAAAAGCUAAACCUUCUGCAUAAGUGCUUCUUCCAAACGGACACCGGAGAUAUACUCAUCAAUGCUGAGACUGUGGAUAAAAUACUGCUGGCCAUGUGCGGUCCUCUAGAGCAGCCGGAACUGGUCGAUGACAUGGUGGAAGUGUGUGGAAGCUUUAUUGCCCAAAUAAUGCCUGUGAUUUGCAGCAACGAAAACUCGUCGCUGGGUGUGCGUCAGCAGAUCUUCCUUACGCUGUUCAAGUUUAGCUUGCAGCAUCGGCCGGAGGAGUAUUUAUCAGAGGACACUCUCUGGGAGAUAACCACGUGCUGGCAGGAUGCGCUGUCCAGUAAAGAUAUUGAAGUCGAUAGUGAUACGCUAAAAAGUUGUGCCGGCAUAGUUGAGGACUUGGCAAGGACCGCCGAUUUGAAGGCCGAUAAUCUCGAUGGAAUGGCAGAGGCGAUGGCCAAGUUUGUUAUUUGCUCCACCGAAAAUAUUGAGGAUGAGGAGAAGCGAUUGACUCGCAUAGAUGAAACCAUAGAAGCUCUUCUCGAAUCUCCUCUGAAAACGGGCGAAAAGGUAAAGCAGUUUGAGAAUCACUGCGUUCUCUUGGACGCUCUAAAAGGAUCUGUCAGUGCAGGAGUUCCCUUCGAGAGUGCUUCAUUCGAGAUCAAUGAAAUCCUCCCGCUGCUCCAACGUUCCACGCUUAACUUCUUUACACUGUACAAACUGGUCUAUCAAUUCCCUCCACCUCAAACGACAAACGAUCCCGAAGAUGAGCUAACCGAGGACUACUGCGAUCCAAACGCCGAUGUUCUCACAAAAUGGAGUGAGUCCUUGAUUGCCGAACUCCUCCAGUGUAUUCGAGUAGCUGGCACUGCAGAGAGUUGGCUGGAAGUGUCCGAGUUAGAGGCUUCAUUGCAGGAAUUGGUGCUGGUCUUAUCGGAGAAGGUCAAGAGCUUUAUGGGCAACAGUAGUGAGCUAGUUGACAUAGUAAAAGAGCGCCUCCAACUGUCGGCCACUCAGCAAGACAGUGUAAUUAGCUGCCGUCUUCUAAGCUACCUUACCUUCUGUCCCCAAUACGCGGCCUUCGAGGAGAGCGCGACAAUUCUGCUUCAUGAGGCUCUCGCCGAAUCGUUGGUUUCCCAAGGAGCUCACAAAUCGUACACAAUGGCACUGCAGUAUCUCUUGCCAAGGCUUUCGCAGAGAGCCCUCAGUCUCAACUCAGCUAUAAUGCGAACAGAACCACCUGAGAUUUGGGUGAAGGCCGCUGUAUUCCAUGCCCUACUCCUUAACAAUUUCGAGGCUGAGGUCAACGAAAAGACGGAUCGAAAUAUCAUUGUAUCGGCGGUGCAGUUCAUGACCAGCAUUGGAGAAAAGCAAGCCACCCAGAAGGAUUUGCUCCACUACAAUGUGGAGUUACCAAAGCAGCCGUUUGAAUCGGUUAUAAAUACUGUGGAGUUUAUCAAACUUCUAACUGAAGUUCUCAAACGGUUCCCUUACGAGCUGAGUAUCAAAAAUUGGGAUGCCAUUCGCAUUGGUCUGAGUUCUUGGGUUCUCACUGUUUCCAAAUCUAUAGCUCAAUUUGAUGACCCAAAGACUUGCCUAUUCGUAGUGGCUGUGUAUCAAUUGUUUGGAGCGCUGAUCGAAUUUAUUCGAUCAGAGAAGCAAAAGAGUUCAACGGAAUUACUUAAGAAUGUGAUCGACGAAUGGGACUCUCUGUUUGCCAAGGAAGUCAGUGUGGUGCUUUUUAAGGCUUACUAUCAAUUGACCCACGAGGCUAGUGUGGAACCAGGCUUCCAGGCCUGCUACGAGGCAAUGUUGGAGAGUCUGACGCCGGCCUUAGAGCUGCUGGACUACACCUUUGUUUAUGGGUUCUGUAAAUCAAACAGCCAAAUCACCCUGGACCAUCUCUGCAAUUUCCUCUUCAAGCAGCUCUACAGCUCCCAGCACUCGGUUCGACUGGGUGCAGUGAAUGCUCUGCGCCAGUUAACGCCGCACUUUGUGGCCGACGAUAUUGAACUGAAUGAGAAGCAAAGCGAAAGCCUAAGUGCCACCAUCACAAAGUGGCACUUCCUCAACAGAUUCGAAGACUACUUGACACGCUACGAUGCCUUGAUACGAAAGUACCUGGAUGAGUUCACUUUCAAAUUGACCGAGCUGGAGGAUCUCGAGCCCAUUGACAGACACGAUGCGCUGAGUUACCUUUUCCUAUGGGACUGCAUCAUCAAUGCGUGUGCCAAGUCUCCAGUUGCCCUGAGAGCCGUUUACACCAAUUGGCUAAAUGAUAACAAAUACGAAGAGAAUUUUCUACACUUCCUUUUCCGCGCCAUGCCAGUCGACAUUCUGAAAAAUCACGGGAACAAGGUACACAGCAACGGCGUCUACAAAGAGCUCACUUGGCUUCAAAUGAAGGAUCGAAAGCUGUCACUGGAGCGAUAUGUUUGUCACCUGUACACGGAGGUGCUACGCAAGCUGCCUGCCGUGGUGCGCAGAUGGUGGAAUGCUACACAGUCCAGGCAGAAGAACUUUGUGGAUAACCUUACCACCAACUACGUGAGCUCGCUGAUCUGCAGCGAGGAGCUCAAGGCUAUCGCCAAUCGGAAGGAGAAGCACGAGAAUAUGCAGGUCACCGUUCACUCUUCCACCAGAGAAGUGCUUGCGGUCUAUGCUAUCGAUGAGGCCCGCAUGGAGCUGGUCAUUACUCUGGCUCCCAACUAUCCCUUGGGGGCCGUGAAGGUGGAGUGCGGCAAGCAGAUCGGUGGCCGGUCCUCAUCCCGAAAUGUGGGCAUGCAGCUGACUAUCUUUCUUACGCAUCAGAAUGGCACUAUCUACGAUGGGCUAACGAUGUGGAAAAACAAUCUGGACAAGAAGUUUGAGGGCGUGGAAGAGUGUUAUGUGUGUUAUACCGUCAUCCACCAGGAUACUUGCCAGUUGCCAAAGCUUACGUGCAAGACCUGCAAAAAGAAAUUCCAUGGACCGUGCUUGUAUAAAUGGUUCACCACCAGCAGCAAGUCCACAUGUCCCAUUUGUCGCAACGUCUUCUAAAUGGAAUCUAUCCAGUCCUGAGCAGACAACACGUAUUAAAUGAAGGCACAACCAAAUCCAUUCGAUGUAGACAAUAGCUUCUGGUCUCUUUUCAAAAUGUUAAUCCGCAAUAGCAAUAAAUUCAUGUAAUGUUUCAAUGUA
Messenger RNA from Drosophila serrata, 5399 nucleotides. RefSeq names its product E3 ubiquitin-protein ligase listerin (gene Ltn1). Gene Ontology annotation, cellular component: cytosol; RQC complex. The record is from RefSeq and is a predicted model, not a curated record. Gene Ontology annotation, molecular function: ribosomal large subunit binding; ubiquitin protein ligase activity. Gene Ontology annotation, biological process: ribosome-associated ubiquitin-dependent protein catabolic process; rescue of stalled cytosolic ribosome. Lineage: Eukaryota; Metazoa; Arthropoda; Insecta; Diptera; Drosophilidae.